Actinia tenebrosa (Australian red waratah sea anemone) is the source of this 1570-nucleotide messenger RNA. RefSeq lists its product as uncharacterized. Gene Ontology annotation, cellular component: signaling receptor complex; plasma membrane. Gene Ontology annotation, biological process: multicellular organism development; protein phosphorylation; cell surface receptor protein tyrosine kinase signaling pathway. Gene Ontology annotation, molecular function: protein binding; ATP binding; transmembrane receptor protein tyrosine kinase activity. NCBI's taxonomy places the organism in Eukaryota, Metazoa, Cnidaria, Anthozoa, Actiniaria, Actiniidae. The record is from RefSeq and is a predicted model, not a curated record.
GGAGUAUCUUGAAAUACAAAAUGAUGAAGAAGAAGACGACGAUAUGAGAGCUUACGAUGUAGUGCACAUAAGUGAACCAGAACUAGCAAAUGGUCAUGUUGCACAGGAUGAUGAUGAUCCUAGUCAUGAUCACAAUGCCAAUGAACAAGUGAGAUAUACAGAUAUUCACGGAGCUACUGCGUCAGACGUUCCCGGCAUACAUGAAGAUACGUCACGUGACCAGGUGGAUGACGAAACUUCAAUCCAAACAAAGUGUUAAUGGGCCAAAGUACUUUGCAUAGUGUGAGGUCUGUGUCACUUGAUCAAACUCAACAACUCUCCAGUAGGUGAAUAUUUACUGGACACAUUCUUAAAUGCUUUUAGGCAUUACGAUAUUUUCAACGUAAGCAAACGUGUUUUAACACGUGUAAUCCUAAUAUUGUGUAAUACUUGCAAUACGUAAUAGAGGCCCAUUUUAUAAAUAAAUGUGUUUAUCGACUUAAUGAAACAGUGAUCAAGCCCAAAAUAUUCAAUCGAGGUUGCAAGGUUGACCAAUAUUUUUAAGCUACUUUCUAGGUCUUGAUUGCUUAGUGUUUGAUCGUCAGGAAAGCGAUGUGAAGAUGGCUUAAAGUGAACAGAUAGCCUCCUACGCGUGUUAAGUUGACACCUCACAUGAACCAUAAAAUGUGACGACCACUCUUUUUUUCUUUUGGGUUAAAACUUUUMAGGCUAGUAUAACAGAUCAAGUGUGUCUAGUUGAAAGGGUGCUUACCAUUUAUCACGGGGAAAAACUAAUUAAUUAUGUUCUAGUUUGAAAAGAUUAAUAAGAUAUUUUCUUUAAUUAAGUUUGGUUGUGUUCUUUAAAAAAAUGGUGUCAUUCCGUUUCCUGUCAAAACUUUCCGGUUCUCCCGCUAGACGCGUGUCGUACCAUUUUUCGCGAGAAAUUAAAUUUUCCCGCUCUUACCAUUAGCAAACGAAUGGUUUAAAUGGUAAUCACCCUAAGUGCUGCCUGGAUGACAGCCAUUUAUUACUUCUUAUUGAUUAUACUCGUAUUACUGACUAGGAAAUGAGAAGUUGUAGUAAAUGCAUGAAUGGGAUAGGAUACCACCACUGUAUGUGGUUGGUCACGUAACCAAUAUUUUUAUGCCCUUCAAAUCUAUUUUAGUACAAAUUUGAUACAUUGUCGAUUCGAUGGCUUAGCAGCUAUUAUUUUUACCACCAAAACACAAUAAAUGUAAUUUAUAUAUUCGUAUUAAAAUUGUGUCCAUCCGAGUUUCUCUUCGCAAGGUUGACUUGUUUAAAAUGCAGUUCACCUUUAAUUCCCAUGUGCAUGUCAAAAAGCGCUUCUGACUUCCUGCUUAAAUAAGCCCAAGUCACUCUUCACGGCUACUCUUGCUCAGAGGUCUACCUUAUGUUCAUACAUGAGUGAUUAGUGAAUAACAUAAUCAGUAGAUCUUCCCUGUCUCCCAUCAGAACCAACCAUAGUAGAAUCCAGGAUGGGUGUUUGUAAGCAACGUAAGUAAUAUUACAAAAAUGUGUUAUAAAACCACAUGAUUUUUAUUUGAACUAAUAAAAUAGAUUUGGAAUAGCA